Fomitopsis serialis is the source of this 677-nucleotide messenger RNA. Its product is annotated as POZ domain-containing protein. Bases 44 to 382 code for a protein of 112 amino acids. The transcript has 7 exons. Gene Ontology annotation, biological process: ubiquitin-dependent protein catabolic process. The record is from RefSeq and is a predicted model, not a curated record. Gene Ontology annotation, molecular function: protein-macromolecule adaptor activity. NCBI's taxonomy places the organism in Eukaryota, Fungi, Basidiomycota, Agaricomycetes, Polyporales, Fomitopsidaceae. Gene Ontology annotation, cellular component: elongin complex.
GUUCAGUCUUCUCCGUAUUCUCACCAGAUUUACUCACAACAUCAUGGCGGCCCAAGGCACCGCUGCGGCAUCGGCGUCGGACAAGGACUGGGUUAAGCUAGUCAGUACAGACGGUUAUACCUUCCUGAUUCCUCGGAAAGUCGCUAUGAAUAGCGGUACAUUGAAGAAUAUGUUGAGUGAAGAAAGUAACUUCGCUGAGGCCGCCACAAACACUUGUAUGAUCGAAGAGCGUGGCAUUAUUGUCGAGAAGCUGUGUGAAUACUUGUCGUACAAGACCCUCUACCAGGACUCUCCGCCGAAGGAGAUCCCCGACUUCCAGGAACGCCUGCAGCCUGAGAUUGCUCUCGACUUGCUGAUGGCUGCAGAUUACUACGAAGCAUGACUCAAUCGCACUGCAGUGCGAUGACCACAGAUCAGUCUGGCAGGUAGUUGAACAUUAGACGAGACCACACAAUUUGAGUGACACUUGGUUGUACAGUCGUAUUGCUGGUAACCGCGCGGUACCGCGGCCAACCUGGCCAAUGAAGACCUCGACGCCAAGUUGAGCAACUCUGGAUCACCCAUACUUACCUGUAUUAUGAAUACGUGCGAAGGAGCUAGGCUCUAGGUCGGCUACAACCUGUACUGGAAAGUGAUAAAUUAACGGGCAGUGCAGUGCUACAGUGGACAUAUACCAA